Molecule: messenger RNA, 3505 nt
Organism: Pieris rapae (cabbage white)
Lineage: Eukaryota; Metazoa; Arthropoda; Insecta; Lepidoptera; Pieridae
Product: protein tweety
Exons: 16
Coding region: 386-2074 (562 amino acids)
Cellular component (GO): plasma membrane
Molecular function (GO): intracellularly calcium-gated chloride channel activity; volume-sensitive chloride channel activity
Source: RefSeq, a predicted model, not a curated record
AAAGAUUCUUUGAGUUGUGGCUGUUCGGAUUGUGUGCGGAUUAUUUGUAUUAGAGAUGCUUAUUUUCUCCUAUUUUAUUACUGACUAUUGGACGUUUUGUGACACAAAUAGUUUUUGAUAUAUAUUACAAAGUUUUUUUUUCGUAUUGAAAGUAGUGUUUUGCAUAUAUCAGUGCUUUUAUUUGCGUAGAAUCUUGAGUGGUUGUGUAUGGUGGUCGUCUCUUCAAGAUUUUGUGCUUCAGUCGGCUUUAUAUAAAUUCAAGGAGAUUGUCAUGAGCCUCGAUGUGAUGUGCUCCCGAUAGGGUUAUGGUGCCAGCUGUUCCGGCGAAAAUGGCUUCAUAAGUCAAAGAGGGUUUUAUCUUUGUGUGGUUCAGAGAUAAACCGCGAUGGGUGGCGUGGGCGUAUCCGAGGAGUACGUCCCGCCGCGGCUGUCGCGGCUGUUGCACUCGCUGCCUCACAUCAACGUCACGUUGCAUCGGGUCAACGAUACCUUUGCGCCAAACUCCCCUAUCUACCUAGAGAGCCUUGGAAUCUUGGGUUCGAUUCCCGGCGCGUGGCUCAUCCUCACACUUACAGUGCUGCUCAUUUACUUGCUCACGAGAUGCUGCGAUCGGAAGCAACGACCGCCCAAGAGCAUCACUGCGCUCAAGAUAACACUGAUGAUACUGUCAAUUUUGUGCUGCGGCGCAAUCGGCAUGGGUCUGUUUGGCAACGAUGACCUUCACAACGCCAUGCUUCAGAGCAUCCAGGCGGGAAACCAGCUCGCCGCUCUUGUGAACACUGUUAAGAAUCAGUCAAGUAUAUUAGAAGAAGCGAUGGGAUCACGAGCACGUGCGCCAUUGGCCCGUCUUGCGGACGCGUUAGACGCACCCGUUGCAAACCAAACAGCGCUCGGUACGCUGUUACGAGCACUGUCAGCGCUGAGAAACAACGCCAGUGCUGCCGCCUCCGCCGCUGAUAACUUGCGACGUCCCCUGGCUGCGCUGAACCUUGAUUCUUUCAUGAAGCGUGUCUGGGUGUGGGAGGCAGCUCGUUGGGCGGGUGGUAUGGCGGGUUGGUGCUGUGGUGGUGCCGUUUGCGUCGCACUCCUUGCGGCUGCUGCCCGACGAUCGCGACCUGCUCUGCUCUCGCUUUGUGUAUGUGCGCUGGGUGCACUAGUAGCGUGCUGGGCGGCGGGUGCGGCGUUAGUAGCGGGAUCUGUUGCGGCGGCUGACGCCUGCCAAGAACCCGCUCGUGCUGUUGCGUUGUACGCACCGCAUCGUCUACCACUUGACAUGGUCCACUACUACCUUUCGUGCAAGGUGUCUCGUGAGAACGUGCUGACAGCGGAACUGAGGAACGCACAACGCGCGGUGGUGGCCGUAAGACAGGCCCUUGCUAUACUCUCUAGAGGCGCUCCGGAACUAUUCAAUGACCCUGGUCUGCAACCAGCCUUGGGUGCGCUCGGAGCUGGUACAGGGGAAGCAGAGCGUGCUCUUGUCUCUUUGAGCUCGGCUCUCGAAUGUCGCAUGGCUCGGACCUACUUCGUCACCGCCGCACGCGCAGCUUGCGAUGCUGGUCUGCAGGCACUGACACUGCAGCUGUUAGCGGCUAUAGUGGCCGGAAUCCUAUUCACAGCUAUUGUUCUAGUCGAUUCCCACGCUUGGAUAUAUAUCAACACUAAGAUAGGGAGGCAAUCGAGCCUACGGGACGCCCAAAAAGGGCAGUCAUCGCAGCCCAUGGACACCCAUUAUAGUGGACGUGCUCCUAGCGGUGAGGAACAGGCUCCGUUCUUAGGCGGGGCCGGCACUCGGACUCUGCCCCGCCCGGCACCAUUCCCUAAUGGAAAGCCACCUUCGUACAGCGCUGCCGUUCAACUCAUGGACCUCAACGAUAGACCUGAUCGAGAACGACCCAGGUCACGUAUAUCAGGCAGUGCUACGCUAGGCCGUAACAGCGGUGGUGUGGGCGGCGUGGAAAGGGCGGGUGGUUUGGGUUUGGGCGGCGCCCAUACCCUGGGCCGAGCCCCUCACAACGGCAAGUACGCCACCCUGAGCAAGCAAUGCAAGACGCUUGAGAGUAAUGACUUCUACUGAGAACGGCCCGGCGGCGCGCCCGAACACAAUGCUGGUCAGGCGAGCCGCACGGGCAGCCUGAAUCGCUUCGACCCCAAGUACGCGUCGUUCGGACCUCGAGCGCCGCGUCCCCGCCCCCCUGCGCCGCCGCCCGCCCUCCACACCUUCUCGCCGGAACCGCCCGCUCACGCGCCGCCCGCCCACGACAAAUACGCCACGGUGCGUCCCCAACGCCGCACAGAUCCGCAACCGCUCUCCGCCGCGGCGUUGGAGUACCGCAGCCUCCAACGCCCGAGGAGACAACCCCACAACAACACCCACAGGCGACGCCCGGAACGACACGACCAGAGAGAUCUCUACGCGGUCACCGAGUUGUAGGACCAGCGAGGUACGAAGGUACGGACUUGCGUGCACGGUUGCACGUAUGGCGAUGAGGUUUGACGGAUCGAGUGUAGUAAAUACAAAACUUUGGUUAGUUAAACUGCGAUCCGUUGUGGAAUGUUUCAGUUCGUUACUUAGUACCUUAAUCGAUAAAGUGGUUUCGUUUAUGACUUACGAAGUCAUCCGUACUCGAACGUACGAGUGUACGCACCUAACGUACAAAUUGAUUACCGAUUCUCAACAUGAACCUUAGUGAAAGCGUCUUUACGGAUAGCUUUUUCUCUAUGCUGGACAUAGAUGUAAGAGCGUAUAAGUAAAGGUAUUGCUUCCGAGUGAUUUUACUUUUGUGUCUCGAACAAGAAAGUCUGAAGAAUCAGACUAUGGCUGUGUACUCUUAACGACUGAUUUAAGGCGUUAUUUUCCCCGUUAACGAUAAUGUUACUCAAAUUAUUUCGACUUCUCAUGAGUAAUUAGCUCAAUAUAAAUCUAGAAUAUUCGAUUUAGCAAAAUUUACAACAUUCGGCUAAAUAACGUUGUAACACGUUUGACAAAGUUUAGUGCAAAUAAAAAUAUUGGCAUUUAAUAUGUAAUUUAUGUAAAGUAGUCUGGCGCGUAGAGGCUCGGAGCCUAAAGUAGUCAUUGUAUAUAACUAGGAAUUAUCAUCAUAAUGAAUAGGCUUUGUGUGACUUUUAAUCUUUUGAGUAUUUAUUGAUGAAUGAUAAUGCACUUUUUUUACAAAUUACUCGGUUCUAGCCGAUUUUUAAUUAGAUAUAGCGUGGACCUAAUUGUAUAUAACAUUUCUUGACUUGAUUUCAUUCCAUCGUAAUAGUCGAAUGUGAAUUGGUCUUAGCGAUGUUGAGGUGCAAAACUACUGCCAAUCGAACGUUAGGUUAGGUUCUGACAGAUCUAACACCAUUUAGGUAUAAGCGGGUGAGAUUGCGAAAAUCUAAACCACGUUUUGGCGUUUAUUCUAUUUUCAUUGGCCUAUUGAAUAUUUGGACAAUAUUUUCUGUAAUUUUCGCGAUCUUUACUCCAGUGUUUGUUCUUCCAAUGCUUAAUAAACUCUAAAUA